This is a messenger RNA of Ipomoea nil (Japanese morning glory), 1359 nucleotides long. Its product is annotated as succinate dehydrogenase [ubiquinone] iron-sulfur subunit 3, mitochondrial. NCBI's taxonomy places the organism in Eukaryota, Viridiplantae, Streptophyta, Magnoliopsida, Solanales, Convolvulaceae. Gene Ontology annotation, cellular component: mitochondrion. Bases 136 to 1083 code for a protein of 315 amino acids. Gene Ontology annotation, biological process: respiratory electron transport chain; aerobic respiration; tricarboxylic acid cycle. The record is from RefSeq and is a predicted model, not a curated record. The transcript has 3 exons. Gene Ontology annotation, molecular function: 2 iron, 2 sulfur cluster binding; electron transfer activity.
GAAAUAAAUAAAUGCAACCGAAAACAAACACUCCUUAUAUGUAUAUAUGUAUAAGCUAGAAUGAUCCAAGAGGAGGGAGUAAUAACAAAUAAUUAAUUAAGUAGUAAAGGAUCGCAGGAGGAUAUUGAACUAAAGAUGAGAAAUUUGUUGAAAAAUGGAUUGAUGAUGAAGAAGAGCACUAGUGUACGAGGUUCAUUCAAGAAAGCUGCCGGGGAAUCAAAGGGAUCAGAGAAGUUUCCCAGUCUAGAAGGCCACCCAAUUGCUCAAGAACACGCCGAAGAAGCUGUUGAGUCUCACGUAAACAGGUUGAGAAUCCAAUCUCAGAAGAAAGAGUUCAGAAUCUACAGAUGGAGCCCUGAUAAUCCCAACCAGAAGCCAUUUCUUCAGUCAUUUCACGUCGAUCUAUCCUCUUGUGGCCCCAUGGUUCUGGAUGCCUUGCAGAAGAUAAAGGGCGAGGAGGAUUCGAGUUUGAGUUACAGGAGGUCUUGCAGGGAAGGGAUAUGCGGGUCGUGCUCGAUGAACAUAGACGGCGUCAAUACCGUGGCGUGUCUGAAGCCAAUAGACACAGACACGAGCAGGGCGACGGUGAUCACGCCUCUGCCGCACAUGUUCGUCAUCAAAGACUUGGUGGUUGACCUCACUAACUUCUACCAACAAUACAAGUCAAUUGAGCCGUGGCUGAAGACCAGAAAGGCGGCCCCGGAGGGAAGGGAAUACAGGCAGACACCGGAGGAGAGGAAAAGGCUAGACGGGCUGUACGAGUGUAUAUUAUGCGCCUGCUGCUCAACUUCCUGCCCUUCUUACUGGUGGAAUCCUGAGGAGUUUCCCGGCCCGGCAGCGUUGCUCCACGCUUAUCGUUGGAUUUCUGACAGCCGAGACGAUUAUGCAGAAGAGAGAUUGCAGGCGAUAACGGAGAACCAGAAACGGUUGUAUAGGUGCAGGACUAUAAAGAACUGCGCGGCGUGUUGUCCCAAGAGCCUCAACCCAGCAAAUGCCAUAAAUAAGAUGAAGACUAGGCACCUUACCGCAUACCCAGUGGAGAAAUAUGAAGCGGAACCAGAGCCUCGUUAUGGACAAUCUUGAAUUUUUAAUUCAUCUUUAACUUAUGCUAUAUAUUGUUAUGGCACACUGGUAGCGAUCAUAUAUAUUAUAUAUAUGACAGAUUGACAGUGCAUCUAAAUUGAGUUUUUAUAUAUAUAUAGUUGUUGAGGGUGACAGGCUUUUAUAGAUGAUGCUACUUUUAAUUAAAAUUGUGGUUUUCAAUAUCUUUUGCUUCCUCUAAAUAUUUAGAUGAUUUUAAUUCUUCCAUCACCGAGAUUCUAGCUUUCCCACAAAAUUCAAAACCCACACAAAAGUGAU